UUUGUCGAAUAAUAAAGCCAAAAAACAAUCAUCUCAAGAAGAUUUAGUGCAAAUUACGACCACGAUGGAUGAAUUUCACAACGAGCUCAAUAAUUUGAAAAUUUGCAGGCCGGGUAGCGCGGAAGUUCACUUUAGCGAUAAUAGACUUUUGAGAGACUUAGUCAAACAACAAUACCCAGAUUGGAAAGUGAAAGGCAAAGUGACUUCAGUCCCUGCAGUUAGAGUCCCCGCAUUGUUUCUGGGACCAGAGAUGAUGAGUGAAAAACUAAACAGCCAUUAUGAACGAAUUCAAAAAGGGGAAGAAGGCGAAUUGAAAUUAUAUCGAAAGUUUUUGGAUGGGUUUGGGCUUGAUCAUGACGGUAUAAUAAUUCUACCAAACUUAGAUACCAAUGGGCUGUUUAAAUCGAAAUCAGGAGUAGUAGAAAUCGACAUGUUAGUUUUACACCCAUCGAAAGGUAUCUUUAUCGUGAGUGUUAAAAACCGAAAAAUGGGUGAUCAAAGACCAGGCAUGGACGGUGCAGCAGUUGAAAAGUUUGAAGACGAAAUGAAAGAAAAACUAAAGAAAGAAAUGCUAAAGCACACUGAUUUUAUCAUGCAGCUCUCGAACUACAAAACAUCACCUUGUUCGUCUAGUUCCAGCUCUGGUUUUAUUCCAUUACACGCUGUUUUCUGCCAACUUUCGUGGAAUUCAGAAAAUAUGCAAGAUCUGGAAACAAACAAGGAAUGGUAUACUUAUAAUGACACUGAGCAUGUUUUAAUGUUUCAACAGCCAGAUUUUUUAAACUUCCAGAAAAACUGGUCUGAAAAAGUGUCAAAAAUUUGUGAUAUCGAAAUGCAUGACCACUUUGAAACGACGGUCGCCCGUUUAGUAGCAUUGAGUUCGAUGGACAGUGCAACUGCACUCAUACACGAUAAAAUGAUAUCCAAUAGCUUGCAGUCAAUUCAAGUUAAACAGAAAGAUCUGAACACUAGACUUGAUCAACAAUUUGCCAAUACAUCCGGAAACAUUAGAGAGGAUUCAUUGAGAGAACUGAAAAAUGAUAUGAAGAAAGAAAUUUUAGAGUCUAAUAGAAAUCAGUCGAAAAGAGGAAAAAUGAAAGUUAUUCUUUGGACCAAAGAACAGCUGGAAAUAAUUGCUGAAGUUUAUGACGCUCUUACGAAGAAGAGUGGAGUCAAACCACUGCGCUUAGUAGUUAAAGGUCCACACGGCUCGGGGAAAACAAUGCUUUUGGUCUACUUGGCUAAAUUGGCGGAGGUUGUGUUCGCCUGGAGUGCUGCCAAUCAUUGCAAACGGGUUGUAAUUUGCGACGGAACUUCCGGUCAAUCACAAUUGUUAUUUCAGAAUUUUCUAAAUGUCUUCAAAGAAUCGAAAGUUGAGAUUUGGACCAAAAACGAUCCAGAAAAAGUUAAUUCAAUUAAAGAAGGAAUUAUUUUCAUCGAUGAAUACCGUUUUUUCUCCGAAGUUGUUAACAGUUUUAACUCAAUGGACGCAUCGAGCAAAAACGUUAUUAUUUGUGUUUUCACUUUUUGGGAAUUGGCCGACCGGUUUUCAAAAAGCUCGGACACUCGAGUUUUAACUUUAAGUUAUGUUCUCAGGUCGACAUCUAAAUUAGCUGAAUUUUGCAACAACGUUCAAUCUCAAUUUCAGAACUCUGAGAUCCUAAAAGGAAACUGUGCCCACAACUUAGAGGGUGAGCCACCAGUUGUUCAGUUUGUUGAAUCUCGUAAACUACUUGAGGUAUUGGUGGAACUUAUAAAGAAAUGCUCAAAGUCACCAUUUGAUUAUGGCCGAACACUUGUAGGCGGCGCUUUUUUGUCCCCGGCUUUUACUCUUGAUCUUAAACAUUCGUUGACAAGCGAAAAAAUUGAAGUUAUUGAUGAUAAAAAUCUCAUCAAAAUGGAAACGGGGGCAUCAGACACCCAUAAAAUUUGUUUAUUGCGAUCAUGUUUCGGAGGAGCAGAAUUUUGUACGGUCAUUGUGCCCUUUGAAGCUGCGAACCGUCGUCCAAUUGAGGUGAGGUUUUUUUAUGGAUAUUGUACACGUGCAACUAUGCGAUUAAUUGUAUUAGUCGAAGAGCCAUUGCAUGCGUCACCAAGAAGAGAACUGAAUAGGACAGAAAUUUGGGAUUGGAUCAAAUAUGUGUGA
Molecule: messenger RNA, 2146 nt
Organism: Symsagittifera roscoffensis
Lineage: Eukaryota; Metazoa; Xenacoelomorpha; Acoela; Convolutidae
Exons: 2
Coding region: 65-2146 (693 amino acids)
Source: RefSeq, a predicted model, not a curated record